GCUUUUCACUUCCGGUUCACAGACGGCGUCUUCACGACAAGGAAGUCGCUGAGUGAGGCCCCGCGAGCCGAAAUAUUAUGUCAGCAUUUUUUAUUUUAAAAGUUAAUUGUAAACAACUUAAAUCAAUUGAAAAUGGAGAGCAGUGAUACUGCUGGAUCCAACAUAGUCGCGAAAGCAUUCACAUUUGAAGGGAGAAAGGAUACGUGGCCAUCGCUGACUGUCAGCAUUCCUGAGGUCCUCGAGCCACAAUAUGGCAUGUAUGUUUGGCCCUGUGCAGUGGUCCUGGCUCAGUUUGUGUGGUCCCACGGGGACGAACUACCCCAGAAAACAGUACUAGAGUUAGGGGCUGGUGUAAGUUUACCAGGUGUGGUGGCCGCGAAGUGUGGGGCUCAGGUAAUCCUGUCCGACUGCGCAGAGCUCCCGCUGUGUCUGGAGAACUGCCGGCGAACCUGUUUAACGAACGACUUGGCAGCGGUGCGCGUGGUGGGUCUAACCUGGGGCGAGAUCUCCCCCGACCUCGUGCUCCUGCCUCCGGUAGACGUCAUCCUGGGGUCCGACGUUUUCUACGAGCCAGAGGAUUUCGAAAAUGUCCUUGUGACCAUCACCUUUCUCUUGAGGAAAAACCCAGAGGCCCAGUUCUGGACAACCUACCAGGAGAGAAGUGCCGACUGGUCUAUAGAAGCACUGCUGCACAAGUGGAAGCUUCAGUGUGUCAACAUUCCACUGGAGAGAUUCCAAGCCAAUCAGGCCCACCUGGCCGGCUCCACACUUCCUGGAAACCAUGCUGUGCAGAUGCUAAUUAUCACGUUGAAGGGACAGGUGCAGAAACCAAUAGCUGACGGAAUGAAAAAGAACCUUUGAAGUAUUUUAACUACCCCCACAUAAGCCAUGUUAUUCAUUGACCCUGGAGAUAACUUGUGUUCAGACAAAUGUGAAUAAAGUUCUGUAUCGUCUGUCACAAACCCUUAGUUCUCCCUUUAAAAGAGACCGAACCACAGAUGGUUAAGAGAAAACAUUUUAUUAGCAACCACAUCGGUCUACAUACAGGAUUUUAAACAGGAACGGGACAGGAAUGCAGAUGGGGAAAGACAAAUGCAAUGGAUCCGUUCGACCAAAAAAAAAAAAAAACCAUACCGAUCCGAAUAAUUGCAAACUAUAAAAAAAAAAAAAUGAUGAUAUGCAUCCUAAGAGGGUGAAUUUGUUGUUGCAGCCAUUUUUAAAGUUGACCGCAGCACAGCUCGGUUGUCUCUGGAACAUUCUGCUGCUUACUGGGGACUGCCAAUCAUUCAGCACUCCACCACUUUACACAGCUAACCAGCAAAACUCAACUGCUACACAACUGCGCCUAACGCACAAAAAAUACAAGAGGGUAGAUUAGAAUGACAAUAUGGAGAAAAUGGCAAAGAAUAACAAAUGUACAGAGCACAAGAUCACUGUAAAAUUGAUGCCAGAUUCUGUCAAGAUCUACGACGAAAAGAAAAAAAAAAGUAUAUAUAUAUUUUUUUUUUGAAUGGGAUGCUUGCCUUUGUAGGGGGAGCAGGUUUUAGACCAAACAUUUAAGAGUUCGGUCUUUGACCUGAUGAAACCACAAUAAGUUUUGAAAAGCUAGAACAGCUAUUGUUACAUGUGCUAGGCCUGGGUUUUAAAGACUGGGAGGAGAUAGAAGUAUGAGCCAGACAAACAAGCAACCACCCCAACAAAAUCACUUCAGAACCUCUUAAGAUUCCUUCUAAAGAAAAUUUUUUUUUUAAACUGCGGCAUAUUAGUAAAAGUCGAGCCUAUUUGGAGGAAAAUGAGAAAGCAGACACAGA
This is a messenger RNA of Osmerus eperlanus (European smelt), 1811 nucleotides long. It is a transcript of the gene mettl23, whose product is annotated as methyltransferase 23, arginine. Bases 133 to 861 code for a protein of 242 amino acids. The record is from RefSeq and is a predicted model, not a curated record. Lineage: Eukaryota; Metazoa; Chordata; Actinopteri; Osmeriformes; Osmeridae. The transcript is spliced from 5 exons. Gene Ontology annotation, cellular component: nucleus; cytoplasm.